GUAGGGAGAACGAGAUUAACGUACUCGUAUAACGUUGGAAGAUUACUCAGUCAUAUAGGUAUAAGGAAAUAUAUCAACUGUUCAGUAUAAAGAAAUGUCAGGAAGAAUGAAGCAAAGAAGAGCUCUCAAUCCAGUUGAUUUAGCUACUUUGUCUGUUAAUGAGCGAAUUCUGAGAGAAUGCCACAAUCUAUAUGUUGAUCCAGAAAAUGGUUUAGUGAAGGUGGCCAGCAAUGUGGGUCUUAACCUCUUGGCUCCACGUAAAAAAAUUAUUGUCAUGUUGAUUGGAAAUCACUCAGCAGGGAAAAGUACCUUCAUCAACUGGUAUAUUGAAGAACAUGUUCAAAAAACUGGUGUUGCCAUUGAAACUCAAGGAUUUACCAUUGUAACGAGUGGAAGAAAAAGAGAAUCUUUAACAGGAAAUGCCACAUUACACUUGUUUCCAUAUCUGAAGCCGCUUCAGGUGAUAUCUGAAGUUGUUGAUUAUCUGGGAACAGAAGUAUCGACAUCCAAGCAAAAAAAGUUCAGUCUAGUCACAUUCAUUGAUACUCCAGGCCUGGUUGAUGGAGAAAUGGUUUAUCCUUUUGAUGUGGACAAAGCUAUUCUUUGGCUAGGGGACAUAGCUGACCUUACCUUUGUGUUCUUUGACCCAAUUGGCCAAGCUUUAUGCAAGCGUACCAUUGAUCUUGUAGAAAAAUUGAACACCAGACAUGGGGAUCGACUGAGAUUCUACUUGAGCAAGGCAGAUGAAGCAGGAGAUGAAAGCGAUCGACAGAAAGUAAUGAUGCAGAUUGUACAAGAGCUGUGCAAAAGACCUGGCCUGAAUAAAUGUGGGUUUGACAUGCCCACAAUAUACAUCCCACUUUCUAAUAAGUAUGUUCGCUGCAUUAAUCAGAUAGAUGAAGUCUGUAAAGACAUAGAGAAAACCAUCAAUCAAACUAUUCAGAAUAUGCUGAAUACUCUAGAGAAAGACUGUGAACAUGUGGCAGAACUUAUUAAUGCUCGUAUUGAAGAAGAUAAUGAAGCAAAGACUUACAAUUUUCAUGCAAGAAGCAGGGUCAUUCUCUUAGGACUUGCUGGAUUAUUUCUUCCAUUUCUACUUUUUUUGAAUUUUAUGGUCAGCAGCUUUUCUAAAGAAUUUUUUCACUCUUUUCUUGGACAAAAUGGUACAGAAAGUUUAUAUACUUGCUUGUCACCAGUAAGAGGUUUCUGGCAGGUUAUCCCAAAUGACUACCACUUUACAGCUCUUGGAAUUAUCCUUGUAGUAUCCAUAAUGUUUUUACUCUUAGCCAGAUGGUUUACCAGGUUAAAACCAACAAUGAACCGAAAAGAGAGGAGAAACUUACUGGAGAAAAGAGAUUAUGUUCAAAAUACCGUUAAAGUUAAAAAAGUAACAUCAUCUUUAUCAGGAGUAUUUGGAGCAAAGUAUAACAGAACAAGACCUCUAAGAUAACUAUUUUUAAAGCACAGAUAAUAUUUUCUAAGCCCAUAAACAAAAAAUAUAACACAUUGAACAGCUUUCUCCAGGAAUUUUAAAGACCAUUAUGAGUUACUGAUAUUUCAUCUCACUUAUUAAAAUUUAUCCAAAGUUGUUUAAGCUGUCAUGUAAAACUCUAAAACAGAUUUAAUAUAUUCUGAUUUUAAUGAUCCUACACUAUUAAACUGAAAUAUUUAGAUACUUUGGUUUUUUUUUCAAGUACUAGAGUAAAUAACUUGUAAAUGUUUUUAGUGAAUGUUUAUGUAUUUUGAUAUCUUUCGGGUUUAAAACAAUGACUUAGAAAUGUUUAGUAGAUAAAAGAUUUAUGGACUGUUAGUUAACUUUAAUAGCAUUUUCUUUUCUGAUACUUAAUUUUCUUUUACAAAUUUUGACUCUUAAUAUUUUACAUAGCUUAACUUGAUACUUUUGUACUAAAAAUAGAUAAAUAGAAGAAG
This is a messenger RNA of Limulus polyphemus (Atlantic horseshoe crab), 1929 nucleotides long. RefSeq lists its product as uncharacterized. The record is from RefSeq and is a predicted model, not a curated record. Lineage: Eukaryota; Metazoa; Arthropoda; Merostomata; Xiphosura; Limulidae. Bases 95 to 1450 code for a protein of 451 amino acids. The transcript is spliced from 13 exons. Gene Ontology annotation, molecular function: GTPase activity.